UUUUGCACAUUGUCUUUGGUUUUGAUAUUUGACAUUGAAAACGUGGUAGAGGUCAUCAUAGAAGAACACUGGUAUCCUAUACAAGAUUGUAACCAGCCGGAGGGGGAACAUCAGCUAGAAAUCUACGAAAACGGCGACUAUAUAAUGGCCGAGUGGCAUAUUUAUGCCUCAGGUCCAAAUGAAAAGCCUGGCGGGCAAAAAUACUGGAAGAAAAAUGGGACCGAUAAAGGACGAGAUAAUGUGAAACUUGCGAUUGAACCUGCGACCAACUUUACGCGAGAUAGGGUAAUUCUGACCUAUCUCGGUGUAUGGAUGCCACAAGACAACAAAGACGGAGACCUGAAUCAGCAAGAGGUCAUCAAUUUUGCUCGCUAUUUCGUGGAACAGCUUUGCAAUGCAGGUGUACCGUGGUCUUUGAACGCCCUGGAUCGUUAUUAUGAUACCAAAGAGAAGAGAUGGUUGAAAGAAAAGCAGGAAAUAAAAGAACGGUCCCUUAACAUAUCAGAAGUGUUGGAAGACAUACGCGACGUGAUGCUAAAAGAUCCGAAAGCAUGUUAUUGA
Porites lobata is the source of this 561-nucleotide messenger RNA. The record is from the annotation of a GenBank genome assembly. Lineage: Eukaryota; Metazoa; Cnidaria; Anthozoa; Scleractinia; Poritidae.